GGUUCCCGCACACCAUGGCUAACCCCUUCGUUUCCUCGUGCAAGGCGUUGAGUAAGAUUGCAUGCAUUCCGUUUCUAGGGAAUACGGCGAUGGGAUUCAAUCAUAAAGUUACUUAUAGUCGUCUUCCUUUUCUCACUCGCUACGCUUCCGCGUUCAAGGCUUAUAGCACUUUGUAUCAACGGCCUAAAGAGCUGGUGGAAUUGGACAAUCAGCUGGUGGAGUUGGGUGUGAUACAAAAAGAACUCCACGAGCGUCAAAAGGAGUUAUUCAACAUGUUGUGCAAUCAAAAGGGAAUAACCUAUCACGAAGAAGAAAAGGAGAAAAAGUUUGAGGUAUUUAAACAAAAUUUACUUAUGGAAAUGGCUAAUGAUGGUGAUGGACAAAAUUUACUCAGCGGUCACUUCAUGGAGGAGGGGAAGGAGUUACUAAUGGAAACGACUAAUAAUGGUGGUGGUGGACAAAUGACCGAAUGCCACUCCAUGGAGGAGUGGAAGGAGCAAUACCAUAAUGGAGUAGUUUCCAAGAAACUGGUAGUGGUAAAUUUUAUGAAGCCGUGGUGCGGAGCAUGUUGUUCCAUUGCUCCGAAAUUAAUCAAGAUUGCAAAGAAGACAACCAAUGUUACAAUACUGACUAUCUAUACCCAUGAGCUUAAGACUGUCUGUGAGGAAUUCCAAGUUGAGGCUACACCCACCUUUGUGUUCCUUAAAGAAGGAAAGGAAGUGCAUAGGAUUGUUCGCCCUAUGAUCAAAGAUUUGCAGAGGGAAAUCGACAAACAUGGUGCCGUUACUGCAUAAGGUUUUCUCUUAUGGAUAUAUGUUCUGUUUUGCAUAGAUGGUUCUCGAUAAUCUAACGGAGUAUUCUAUUUAAGUAUUUGCGCUUUAAAUCCGUCUCUUUUGUAAGUUCUUGCUGUAAAUUAUGGACUUCCUUUUGUGCCCACUAAAUCAUUCAUUUCCAAACUCCAAGUCCAGCGAAAAGAUUUGUGUUUACUUUUCAUUCCAUAUAAACCAGAUCAUGUUCCUUAGACUUGAAAGUUGAGGUUCUAAUUUCUAAGUUUAAAAGUUUGUAAUUUGAUUUAGUUUGUUGAAUUUUUUUGAGACAAAUGGGGCUUUAUAAUGGAAGCUACUCAGUUGUAAAGAGGUAAUUAUCACGAUCAUUUGAGUGAUUGCCGGUUUUCAGCUGGAAUUGUUUACUUAUUUUCUUGGGGUUGUUGUUAAUAUAGACUUUUAUCUACUAGUCAAUACUUGUUGGAAUGUGCUUGCAAGCAAGUUGGAAUUCUUGAUUUGAUGGUGUUGAUGAUUACGGUAUUGAUAUU
Messenger RNA from Erythranthe guttata (spotted monkey flower), 1312 nucleotides. NCBI's taxonomy places the organism in Eukaryota, Viridiplantae, Streptophyta, Magnoliopsida, Lamiales, Phrymaceae. The record is from RefSeq and is a predicted model, not a curated record.